Molecule: messenger RNA, 3056 nt
Organism: Leopardus geoffroyi (Geoffroy's cat)
Lineage: Eukaryota; Metazoa; Chordata; Mammalia; Carnivora; Felidae
Product: translation initiation factor IF-2-like
Exons: 3
Coding region: 1-1518 (505 amino acids)
Source: RefSeq, a predicted model, not a curated record
AUGGCGCUGCUGCGAGGAGGCGAGGCCGGCGCCGGAGCGAGCGCGCUCGGUCCCCGGCGAGGGGGGGCCGGAGGCGGCGGGAGGAGGCGGCGAGGGAGGGCGCGCGGGGGAGGGAGCGAGCGCGCGAGGGAGGGGGGCGCGCCGCGCCCGCCCCCCCGGCCCGCAGGACCCUCCCCUCGGCCCGCCCUCCCCCCGGCCCCGCGCGCCGCCCGCGCCUCAGGCCGCUCCGCGCCCGGGCCCCGGCUGCGGCGGCUCCGGCUGCGGCUCCAUCCCCGGCCCGGCCCCGCGCGAGGGGAGGCCGAGCAAGCGGCCGCCGCGGCGGGUCGCGGGGCCCGGGUCGGGCGGGCUGCGGAGGACGCGGACCCACCUUCGCCGCGGCGCGCGCGCGCUCGCGCGCACACACACACACACACACACGCGCGCGCGCAGAGGGCUCGGGGACACUCGCGGCCCGGGCCUCCUCGACUCCGACGCGGACACGCCACGCACACCGACGCGCGCAGACCCACACACUCGUCACGACACACACAGCCUGCGGUGCCAUGCAGACACACGGGGACCCGCGCUGGCAGCCGAUGCGGUGUCUCGGACGCACAGCCCCUGCGGGCUGCCACGAACACAGACUCACACAGCCUGCGGGUGUCACCCAGCCAGACGCUCGGGGACUCACAUAUUCACAGCCUGCGGGUGUCACCCAGACAGCCACAGCCGCCACGCUGUCCCGUACACAGACUCACAGCCUGUAGGGUGUCACCUGGACGCUCGCCCAGGUUGACAACCCUAGGAAGACACUCCGGGCCUGGGACUGACCUGCACCCCCACCCCCAGGACCCCCCCCCCCCCCCCCCCCCCCCCCCGGCGAUUGCGCCAGCCACCCAGACCAGCGAGUGCAGGUGUCCCGGAUACACGCAGUCACAACAGGCACGCAGAGCGGGGGGGAGACGGGACAGAUGGGGACGCAGACAGAGACUCGGACACCGAGGACGACAGACCUGGGGGGGCGGGGGUCCCCUGCGGGACCCGCAGGGGCUCCAGCGGGGCGGGGGGCGGGGAGCGCGCGGCGGCUGCACAGGUGGGGGUGAGCGGGCGCCCCCUCCCCGGGUCAGGAUUAAUGGUGGUGCCUCUGCAGCGGGGUGGGGGGAGGGGGGAGGGGGAGGGGCGGGGCCGAGGAGGGUCAGCCCCCCCCCCGCCCCUGCCGAGCGGGCAGCCGAGAGCUGGGACGCGGUGCCGCAGCGCCCCCCCACCCCUCAGCGCUCUCCCGCAGUCCCCCUCCUCCGGCCGCCGCAGAGCAGGCGCCGCCCCCUUCCCCCCCCUCCUCGGCUCUGCGUCUGGCGCAGCUGGGGGACGACGGGAGGGGUCUCGCCCGAGCCUGGUGGGUGGAGAAGAUUCUGUUAUCAUCCUUCGGUCCGGGUUUCCCUGUGCCUGCGACCCCAGUUCCCCCGCACUGGGGGCUCCGGGGUUCAGGGACCCCAUUGGGGAAGUGGUUCCCAGCUCCCCCAGGGAGGACGCCAGGGUUGAGGGUGGGGGCAGGCGGCAUCUCACGACCAGAAUCGGGCCCUGGGCCGCCCUUCUGGAGCCAUGGCUGACUCUGGGGGCUUCUGGAAGUUGACUCUGCUGUUCUGUGCGCGCCGCUGGGCAUCCCAGAGGCUGGGAAAUCUCGAGCAAACGAGAUGUGACACUACCCUGCCUACAUAGUAGGUGCUCAGUAAGCCUCGGCCCGCACGUAGCGGAUCUCCACCGGGCCGGGAGCACCCACUCUGAGGCCUGAGGUCUCAUCCCAUCUGCACACUCUCCUAGGUUUUCAGAAGGGAAACUGAGGCCCAGAGAGGGCACCUCAUUUUCCCCUGGUCAACCAGCAUGUCGGGAGCCCGAGGACCCUAAUCCUGGCGCCUUCUCCAGGGCGCUCCGCUGGGGGGAGGGGAACGCUGUGCAGGUGGCCUUGCCUCUCACAAACCUGAAGCCGGAGGAAAGGGGGUGCCUCUUCUGGUUCUGGCAAGGGAAGGGUUAAGGGGAUAGCGACCCCUUCCCCCACCCACCUUGCGGCUCUCUCCCCCUCUCCACCCUCCUUCCUCAUCUCUAAUCUGCCUCUGUUAAUCCCCAGCUUGAGUCCUCUGUCCCUCCCUCUUAGGUACCUGGGAGGAGGGGGGGGGGGAAUGGGUUGAUAGCAGCCAGAUCCCAGGGGUUGGGGCCCAGGGGACAACCGGGGACGGCACCGACGGAGCCCCCACCCAUCAUUUCCCCCAGGAGGCCACCCCUGGGCUGUGGGAACAGUGCUGCAUGUGAGCCUGCUCAGUUACCUUCGUAGCAGCCCUAUAACUCCAUCUCCGUUUUAUAAGGAAACUGAGGCUCAGAGAGGUUUAGAUAGGUCCCUGAGGUCACCCAGCUAGCCCAGAGGAUGCUUUCCUGACUGAAUCGCAUCAUUUCAGCUUCUUCUGUGAUCCGAAUAGGCUGGGAAUCUCUCAGACCAUCACCUCCUGCUUCCUGUAUGACCGUAGGACACAGCUGAGCUGAGUUUCUGCCACUGUGGAGCAAAGCCCCCCCUUCCUCCAGAUGUUUGGCCUGAAGUUCUUUGACUCUGUUUCAUUCCUGGGAGAUGGAAGGGAUUCGUCAACGCAUGAAAGGGGUCCAGCCUUACGCAGACCAAAGAGAGGAUGGCAAACAGGAAGAAAACGCCAUAUGCUUUGGCACUCAUCAAAGAAAGUGGGGUUCACUUGGCGGGUGUUUAUUCCACGAGCCGACCGUAAACUUUACUGAUAAAUGGAGCAAUGAUGACGGGAUAAGGAAGCAGGCAAGUCACAGACAGGAGCCACCCAGCCUGGGUUCAUAUUCUGGCAGCGUGACGCUGGGCCAGUCGCCUCAACCAUCCGAGCCUCGGUUUACCCAUCUGUAAAACGGGAUCGGAGUAGCUGUAGCAAGGAUCGAGUAGGUUCACGCUUGCCAAAUGCCUAGGACAGGACCCGGCGGGCAGCAAAUCAUGGAGAAGGGUCUGUUAUGUGAAAACAGGGGCAUCUGGGGGGCCCAGUCGGUUGGGCGUCCGACUUCGGCUCAGGUCAUGA